This is a messenger RNA of Lagenorhynchus albirostris (white-beaked dolphin), 2512 nucleotides long. It is a transcript of the gene FBLN5, whose product is annotated as fibulin 5. Gene Ontology annotation, molecular function: calcium ion binding. The record is from RefSeq and is a predicted model, not a curated record. The transcript has 11 exons. The coding region runs from base 348 to 1694 and encodes 448 amino acids. NCBI's taxonomy places the organism in Eukaryota, Metazoa, Chordata, Mammalia, Artiodactyla, Delphinidae.
CUGUAAUCUGAACCAGCUGUGUCCAGACUGAGGCCCCAUUUGCAUUGUUUAACAUACUUAGAAAAUGAAGUGUUCAUUUUUAACAUUCCUCCUCCAAUUGGUUUAAUGCUGAAUUACUGAAGAGGGCUAAGCAAAACCAGGUGCUUUCUCUGUCAGCUCUCCAGUGGCUCGGAGGACCCAGGCUCUCCCCUUGUCCUCUCCUCGCCUCGCUCGUCCCCCCUGGAAUAAAAGUAUCGGCGAGCCCCACAGGCCCAGAGGAGGCCGAAGUUCAGGAACUGCUCCGAGGGUCCCGCGCUGAGAGCUCUCCAUCUUUUCCCCCUUGCUUCUCCUGCCCACGCGUCUUGGACAUGCCAGGAUUUAAAAGGAUACUCACUGUGACCAUUCUGGCUCUCUGUCUUCCAAGUCCUGGGAAUGCACAGCAACAAUGCACUAACGGCUUUGACCUGGACCGCUCAUCAGGACAGUGUUUAGAUAUUGAUGAGUGCCGGACCAUCCCCGAGGCCUGCCGAGGAGACAUGAUGUGUGUUAACCAAAACGGCGGGUAUUUAUGCAUCCCCCGAACAAACCCAGUGUAUCGAGGGCCCUACUCCAACCCCUACUCCAACCCCUACUCAGGUCCGUACCCAGCAGCUGCACCCCCGCUGUCAGCUCCAAACUACCCCACGAUUUCGAGGCCUCUCAUGUGUCGCCUUGGAUACCAGAUGGAUGAAGGCAACCAGUGUGUAGAUGUGGACGAGUGUGCAACGGAUUCGCACCAGUGCAACCCUACCCAGAUUUGCAUCAACACCGAAGGAGGGUACACCUGCUCCUGCACUGACGGCUAUUGGCUGCUCGAAGGCCAGUGCUUAGACAUUGAUGAAUGUCGCUACGGCUACUGCCAGCAGCUGUGUGCGAAUGUUCCUGGAUCUUAUUCCUGUACGUGCAACCCUGGUUUCACCCUCAACGAGGAUGGGAGGUCUUGCCAAGACGUGAACGAGUGUGCAACUGAGAACCCCUGCGUGCAAACCUGCGUCAACACCUAUGGCUCUUUCAUCUGCCGCUGCGACCCGGGAUAUGAACUUGAGGAUGAUGGAGUUCAUUGCAGUGAUAUGGACGAGUGCAGCUUCUCUGAGUUCCUCUGCCAACAUGAGUGUGUGAACCAGCCUGGCACGUACUUCUGCUCCUGCCCAGCUGGGUACAUUCUGCUGGAUGACAACCGAAGCUGCCAGGACAUCAAUGAGUGUGAGCACAGAAACCACACGUGCAUCCUGCAGCAGACUUGCUACAAUUUGCAAGGGGGCUUCAAGUGCAUUGACCCCAUCCGCUGCGAGGAGCCUUAUCUGCGGAUCAGCGAUAACCGCUGUAUGUGUCCCGCUGAGAAUCCUGGCUGCAGAGACCAGCCCUUCACCAUCUUGUACCGGGAUAUGGACGUGGUGUCUGGACGCUCUGUUCCUGCUGACAUCUUCCAAAUGCAAGCAACGACCCGCUACCCUGGGGCUUAUUACAUUUUCCAGAUCAAGUCUGGGAAUGAGGGCAGAGAAUUCUAUAUGCGGCAAACAGGCCCCAUCAGUGCCACCCUGGUGAUGACACGCCCCAUCAAAGGGCCCCGGGAAAUACAGCUGGACUUGGAAAUGAUCACUGUCAACACCGUCAUCAACUUCAGAGGCAGCUCCGUGAUCCGACUGCGGAUAUACGUGUCUCAGUACCCGUUCUGAGCCCUGGGCUGGAGCCUCUGACACUGCCUCUCAACAGCACCAAGGGACAGGAGAAGCGAAGGAACCAGAGGGAGAAUGAGAGCGAGAAAGACGUGAUGCCCUUCCUGCCGAAUGUCUCCUGGGGAGUCAGCCCCGAGUCCUGACCACGCCUGUAUUAUUAUAAACCCCAUCCCGUCACUUUGAAGGACAUGCUUCCCCAGUUGCUAUGACACAGUUAUCAAAAAGCAUUACCAUUGGCACCCUAACCUGAGAUUGACGGUGAUUUUUCAAGGCCUUCAGUUUAUUUCCAUAUUUUUCAAAGAAAAUAGAUUAGGUUGGCUGGGGUCUGAGUCCACGUUCAAAAACUGUGAACCGCUUCCUCUCACCUCCUCCAGGCCUUCUUUCUAUCUCUCGCUGAUUGCUUCUUUGCCAAGGCCCAAAAUGCUCCUGGGGAUGCUGGGUGUAGCUAGCUUGCUUCUUGCAUGUACAGAGAAGGCUAUGGAAAGAAACCACAGCAGGAUCUAAGGGUUUUUAAAGAGUCUAUUUCAAAGCCAUGUCUGGUAUUUUCAGCCAUAAAAGAAGUUUUAGUUGUCCUUAAAUCUGUAUAACUGUUUAAUCCUUUCUUGUUCAUUUGAGUAUUUUUUUUUUUUUUAAUCCACGGUAGAAUUCCUUCAAAAGGCCUUAAGGCACGUGUUAUGUUCUGUCUUCCCAAACCCAGUCUCCUCUCCAUUUUAGCCCAACGUUUUCUUUGAGGACCCCUUCAUCAUGCUUCCUUUAGAAUUUUUACACAACUGGGUUGGAAGGCAGAGGUCUCCAAACUGAUUAAAUAUUUGAAGAGA